UUAGUCGUGUCUGACCAAUGAGCGUUGAGGACGUAGGCGCUGAGCUUAUAAAUGACAAGGUGACAGUCCACCUCCUCCUACACUCACUGACUGCCGCUGUGCGAGAGACCAGCUAAUCCCGGACCCUCCGAAAGCCUAAAUAACCGCUCCAGCCAUGUAUGCCUGCGCCAAGUUCGUCACUUCCCCUGCUGUGCUGCGUGGGGGGUCCAGAGUCCUCGCCCGGCCAGUCUCCGUCUCCAUCUUCAACAGACCUGAAGUCACAGCGGAGCAGCAGGCACUGUUGCCAGUCAGCCAGUCUGCAGUCCUCGCCCGCUCCUUCCAGACGAGCGCCGUCUCCCGGGACAUCGACACUGCCGCCAAGUUCAUCGGUGCUGGUGCCGCCACAGUGGGCGUGGCCGGAUCAGGAGCUGGAAUCGGAACAGUGUUCGGCAGCCUCAUCAUCGGCUACGCCAGGAACCCCUCCCUGAAGCAGCAGCUCUUCUCCUACGCCAUCCUGGGCUUCGCCCUGUCUGAGGCUAUGGGUCUGUUCUGUCUGAUGGUGGCGUUCCUCAUCCUGUUCGCCAUGUAAACCUGGAGCCACACCCACACACACCUCCCCCCCCCCCCCCCUCGUCUCUUUUUUCUCCCUCCCUUUGUCCCAUCCGGAGGGGGGUUUCCUCAACGGGAACUCUUGAAUGAGCUGCUAGGCCAUUCCAAUCAUCGGAAAAUAUUAAAGGAAAUUAUUAACAUCAGAGGUUAAAAAAAAAAAAAAACCUUGAUCCAACAUUUUUAUGUUCCUGCGCUUGUUUUUGUUUUUCAGACGUUUUAUGUCAAACCUCACCUUGGUUAAAAGAAUCUGUCCAGAAUAAAUGGUUGGGAUAACUACAAA
Labrus mixtus (cuckoo wrasse) is the source of this 868-nucleotide messenger RNA. It is a transcript of the gene atp5mc1, whose product is annotated as ATP synthase membrane subunit c locus 1. Gene Ontology annotation, molecular function: proton transmembrane transporter activity. The transcript has 5 exons. NCBI's taxonomy places the organism in Eukaryota, Metazoa, Chordata, Actinopteri, Labriformes, Labridae. The coding region runs from base 155 to 568 and encodes 137 amino acids. The record is from RefSeq and is a predicted model, not a curated record. Gene Ontology annotation, biological process: proton transmembrane transport; proton motive force-driven ATP synthesis.